Messenger RNA from Plasmodium falciparum 3D7, 900 nucleotides. Its product is annotated as stevor. The transcript is spliced from 2 exons. NCBI's taxonomy places the organism in Eukaryota, Apicomplexa, Aconoidasida, Haemosporida, Plasmodiidae. Bases 1 to 900 code for a protein of 299 amino acids. The record is from RefSeq and is a predicted model, not a curated record.
AUGAAGAUGUAUUAUCUAAAAAUGUUAUUGUUUACCUUUUUAAUAAAUACAUUAAUAUUACCACAUUAUGAGAAUUAUCUAAAUAAUGAUUAUAAUGUAAGUUUCAUUCAAAACAAGACCAAAAGAGCAACGAUAAAAUCAAGACUUUUAGCACAAACCCAAAUCCAUAAUCCGCAUUAUCAUAAUGAUCCAGAACUCAAAGAAAUAAUUGAUAAAAUGAACGAGGAAGCAAUCAAAAAAUACCAGGAAACUCAUGAUCCAUAUAAACAAUUGAAAGAAGUAGUAGAAAAAAACGGAACAAAAUAUACAGGUGGUAAUGAUGCAGAACCAAUGUCAACGCUAGAAAAAGAAUUAUUGGAAACAUAUGAAGAAAUUUUUGGUAACGAAAGUGAUAUGUUGAAGUCGGGUAUGAGUCCAAAUGUUGAUGAAAAAUCUUCAACAUGUGAAUGUACUGACAUUAAUAAUAUAAAACUAGGAAAAACAAAAGGAAGAGAUAAGUAUUUAAAACACCUAAAACACAGAUGUAUAGGGGGAAUAUGUUCUUGCACACUAGGUAGUGCACUCUUAGCAUAUAUAGGUACGGUAGCUGCAAAAGUUGCUGUCAUUGGUUCAUUUGGAGAUACGGUUAAGAAUUGCAUAUCCUCUAUUUCUAUAUUGCAUAUGCUUACUUAUGAUUCUAUGAAUUUAGCUAUGCAAUCAGUUAAUGCAGCAGGCUCUGUAACUUGUGUUUCUGAUUUAGCAGGAGCUACAGGUACUGCUUAUGCAAUUUUCGUUCCUUGUGGUAUUACAGCUUUGGUUCUACUUAUAUUAGCUGUUGUACUUAUAAUAAUAUAUAUAUGGUUAUAUAGAAGAAGAAAAAGAUCAUGGAAACAUGAAUGCAAGAAACAUUUAUGUAAGUAA